AAGUUCACGUACGUGUGCACGACGGGAAGCUGAUAUCAGCUAUCAUUGACCUUUCACGCGUCCUAUUAGACAUCUGAUGAAAAUGUACACGAGGUAAAAAUAGUUUUCAUAAAUGCGAAGGUACUCCUUGUUACGAUUCAUUUGAAGACAAGUAACGGCUGGCUAAUCAUCAGAGACAGAGAUGUAUAUCCCUGGAUGGGACAUCGCAUUAAGCGUAUUUUCUCGUGUUCUUGGAGUUGGCUGUCAUCUUGACCAAGUUGACUCUAGUCAAAUGUCAGCAGUUUUCAACCUGGACGAGGGGACGCUCGUAAAAAUUUUUAGUUAUCUUCCCAUUCGUGACUUAGUUCGGGCAUCGCAAGUUUGUAAGUUAUGGAACAGACUGUCAUACGACCGCCUAUUAUGGAAAAUCGUCGACUUAAAGUAUUUUUAUAGAUCUCUCAUCGACCCUAUAACCUUCCAAACGCAAGCCUUCACUAGAUUUGCUGGAAAGGUUAACUGUCUCGACUUAAGUGGCUUUACUCUAACCGAAGAAACUCUGGGAGCUCUCGCCACUUAUUGUAAGGAACUGCGCGUCUUGAAACUGAAAAGUGUGAAGUUUGCUACUCUUUCAAAUGGCGCUUUCACAGGAAACCGUGGCCAAAAUGAAAUUAUGUUCCCUAGCAGUCUUGAGUACCUAGACAUAAGGUUUUCUCAUGGAAACCCCCGAGUUUACAUGGCAAUUGCAGAUCAGCUGAGCAAUGUUCGAUGGCUAGGACUCUGUGACCCUUUUUUCCGCGCAGUUUCAGCAAACGGCGGACUAGAAAAAACUAUUGAUAGCAUGAAACACCUGGAAAAACUAGAUUUGAGCCAUUGUGUGCUACUCAAAGACAGACAUUUGAUGGGGUUUGCACGCUGCAGCAAUUUAGAAGUACUUAGUGUACGAAAAUGCUCAUUUCUGACCGGCAGCUUCGUAGAACAUUUCCUGGAGUCCUGCGCCGAGCUUAAAACUCUUAUUCUGGACGGAAUCAGUUUAGACGACGAAACUCUACAGAGAAUCACUUGGCGAUAUUCUUCCUUGAAACAUCUAGAGCUAGGAUGGUGUCCUCUCGUUACUCCAACUGGGCUGAAGACAGCGCUACCACGCAUAGCAAGAAUCCAAACAUUAGAGUACCUUGGACUCUGUGCUAUUGGAAGUGGAAAGGCUUUGAAUGAUGAAAUCCUGCUGGAUCUCGGUGCAAGUCUAUCCUACUGGCGAAUUAGGCGUCUACAAUCUUUAAACGUGAGCCGUUCACGAUCUCUAACACAACUUGGCGUAAACGAGUUCAACAAGAUUUGCCCGUUUAUCGAGCUGUUAGACACUACAGAUUGUCCAGCAAUUUAUUCCUGCCAUUCAACACUAUGCAGCGAAGCAUUCGACAGUUUUCAAGAUGAUAAGACCAGCAAAUUCACAACCACUCCAGGAGUUGAACUCUUUAGGCAACGGAAUGGCUCCAUCAGCACCACCCAGUUUGCCCGAUCUAAGUACACUUUGGAAACACCUCUUUGAUAAACAUUUUAUUUCACUUAUUUUGGACUACUCUAAUUUAUCAUCUUAAUGAAAUGGAAAGGAAAUCGAGGAUGUUCUUGAAAUCAAAUCGAUUUUGCGCGUUAAAUUUUCUCCCUAUCGACGGACCUCGUAUAUUCUCGAUAAUUUUUCCAUUGUCUCACAUAACUUGGCUUUAAAAUAUUGGUUCUAAUCAUAAGUAUCCGAUAUGAUUCUCGAGUAAAAACAGUUGCAGCGCUUGGGUUUCACGGUCAGAAGAGGUAGCAAUAAAUCUCUUGUUAAAAGCA
Molecule: messenger RNA, 1809 nt
Organism: Pocillopora damicornis (cauliflower coral)
Lineage: Eukaryota; Metazoa; Cnidaria; Anthozoa; Scleractinia; Pocilloporidae
Product: F-box/LRR-repeat protein 12
Biological process (GO): positive regulation of protein ubiquitination
Molecular function (GO): protein binding
Source: RefSeq, a predicted model, not a curated record